This is a messenger RNA of Suillus bovinus, 2238 nucleotides long. RefSeq lists its product as uncharacterized. NCBI's taxonomy places the organism in Eukaryota, Fungi, Basidiomycota, Agaricomycetes, Boletales, Suillaceae. Gene Ontology annotation, molecular function: RNA binding. The transcript is spliced from 7 exons. The record is from RefSeq and is a predicted model, not a curated record. Gene Ontology annotation, cellular component: precatalytic spliceosome; U2-type prespliceosome; U5 snRNP. Gene Ontology annotation, biological process: spliceosomal snRNP assembly; mRNA splicing, via spliceosome. Bases 1 to 2238 code for a protein of 745 amino acids.
AUGUCCAAGGCAUCACAACCAGAACUUAAGAAGGUAGACUUCUAUUCAAGUCCUGCCUUUUUUAUGGACAAGAAGUUGUUCGUCCAUCUGCAAGGUGGCCGCAAAGUUAGCGGUACUCUGCGUGGCUACGACCUCUUUCUCAACCUCGUUAUCGACGAUGCUCUGGAAGAGUCAACUCCAGCUCAGAAACAUCCCAUUGGAACGGUGGUUAUUCGUGGUAACAGCGUAACAUCGAUGGAAAUUCUCGAAGCUGUCCGCUCCGAGAUCGUACUGCAUGCGACAAGCAUCAUAAAGGAAGUUGGUACAUUUUUCGCCGGAAUCACUUCAAGCGAAUUUGUGGACUGGCAUCAAUUGCAAGAGGCUUCGGAUACUACUGGCCAGUCCUGGCGCCAGACUAAUUACUGUUCCAUGCGGAGACAGCUUUCUAAAGUCUGUCUUUCCGCUACAACCCAAAUUCAUUCCCUGCGUCGACUUGUUCAUACAUCUACUCGUUGCUUAUCCGCUAUAACCCUUCCGUGUCAUAUCGUGCAUGAUGCGUAUUCCGGUCCAAGCACAACCGCUGCUUCACAAAAAAGUUCCAAGGACAUCAUUCAGAAGGAAAAGCUUUCCGCUCUUAUGGAGGUCCUCUCGCGUGAGACACGGAGCUAUCCCAGAGUAUGGUCAUGCUAUGUCGAUUUCAUGAAUUACGCAGAAUGCGACGAUCUUCCUCUGGAAGUUCAUCAAGCAGUUCUUCGACGUUGUGUCCCAGGCGCGUAUACCCUGAGAACAUGGACAGCGCGUCGCAUGCAAACAGGUCAAGCUCCUCGCAUUCCUCACCAUUUUGAGGCCCGUCUCAAGACCGUCAUGCGUAAUAUCCGAGCAACAGGCGCAGAUGCUACUCUUGACGACUACCAUUUUGUUCUGUAUCAUUUUGCCGCCGUGGGUCACUAUACCGGUGCAAUGCAAGUUCUCACUGAACUUACGCAUGUCUGCAAAUUGGACCCUGAAGCGAGAACAUUCGGCUUAAUCCUCAAAGCAAUCGCACACCGUUUGUCUCUGCCAAUAUAUAAGGUGCAGCGCGAGGACAUGCUUGCUGACGCGAGCAAGCUUUGCCGGAAGCUGCUCAAGGAAAUGUCAGCUCGGAAUAUGCCUUUGACAUCUUUCAACCUUGACUUGGUGAUCCGUAUCCUGAAGGAGGUGUUAGAUCAGGAGGGGUUCUAUCAGCUCAUGAAAUUGGGCUAUGGUAUAGACUUGGAUUAUCCAGACCACCCUCCAUUACAAGGCUCCAGCAUGUUAUCACCUUUUUCCACCGCCGCUCUCAAUACCACCCUUGACAUGCUCGGUCGCCUCGGCAAUGUAGCCAAACUCGUACAAACUUUCGAGGUCCUCACUCAACCCCUUCCACCACAAGCCAGCCAGCACUAUUCACGGGAGUUCGAUGAUGAGGAUGACUUUGGAAUCGCAAACCCCGCUUCAACAGAGCCACACCUAACUCCUCACGCCCGGCCCAAUACCACUUCAUAUAACAUCCUGCUAAAGCAUAUCUCGCGCGCGGGCCACGCCACCUUUGCACGACAUUACCUCUACCAAGCUGUGCGCCUAGAUCGUUCGGUCGACCGUCUUUUACGGAGUCAGCUUUAUCGUGAUCCCCAUGGCACGCUUGCACCACAUUUCAGCCUAAACCGGGGCACCAUAAUACCUGUCUUUGGGGAGGCCAACAGAGACAAGAAUCUGGAGUUGAUGCGAUGGGUUGGAUGGGUUACGAGACAGACCAUACGGAGGAAGAAAAAUGAUAUCGCGUGGUACUCUGACCAACGUGACAGUUUCCCUCCUCCAUCUCCCUUAGAAUCAACCUCCUCUAGUUCUCCCAGCUCCCCUCCACCGGACGUCUCGACGGCUCUAGACGUCGACCUCGACACUCCUUCCACGCCUCCAGAAUUUCACCCACCGGAGAAAAUAUUCGAUAGUAGACCUCCAUCUUCGGAUCCUCCAGAAAAUCGGGUGACGCAAAGGGUGAAGGAGCGACUUGGCAGACGGGUAUGGGCUGGGAAGAAUAUCUAUUUGCUCAGCAAGGGUGCCCGGGUAAUUGUACCAAGGAAUGAAUGGACGAGGAUCGUGAACUUCAAGCAAGGAAAGGCUGGCUUUUUAGGAGGUCAUGGUGGUCGAAUUAUGCGGAACGGAUGGGUUGCAGGAUAUAAAGGGUUCAGAGCACCCAGGCCCCAGCCCUUGCAAUUUUUUGACCCAUCAUCGAUGAGCUGA